AUGGCGCCGAGCGCGCGCGCGACGGCGAUGGCGAUCGAGCUCGAUCGAUUGCUCGGCGCGCGCGACGACGCGAGCGGGACGCGCGCGGUGCGGAGCGUCGAACACGCGCCGGACGUGUCGCGAGCGGCGCUGUUCGGAACGACGCGAGGCGACGAGAACGCGUCGCGAAUGCCGGACGCGUUUUACGCGUGCGGCGACGCGCUGGUGAUGUCGCACGACGCCGUCGUGGGCGUGCGCGAGGCGUCGGCGAGGCGAUGGGAGGGCGACGACGACGACGCGGAUUUCGACGCGGCGGCGACGGCGCUGUGCGCGAACGGCGAUCACGCCACGGCGUGGAACGCGCGAAAGAGAACGAUGAAGGCGCGAUUCGACGGCGUCGAGAAGAUGAGCGCGCGCGAGCGGGACGGAUUGGUGGAAGGCGCGCGCGAUGAGUUGGCGUUUGCGCGCGCGGUGCAGAGUCGAUUUCCAAAGGCGCCGAGCGCUUGGGCGCACCGGCGAUGGGUGAUCGACGCCGCGCGCGCGGCGGUGAUUGGUGAUGGGUCGAAAAAGGACGCGUGGGCGCUAGAAACGUUUCGAGAAGAGUGCCGGGCGUGCGACGCGGCGGUGUUGAAGAAGAGAUUGAAUUACGCGGCGUGGUCGCAUCGCGCGUGGGCGCUGCGGCGCCUUUUGCCGAACCGUCGGGAGUUGUUAGAUCAAGAGCUCUGUGAAAACGAACGCCGCGUGCGAACGAGCGUGAGCGAUCAUUGCGCGUUGCACUACCGGUCGCACAUCGUCAAGCGCGCGUUGGGCGCGCGGCCGGCGGAUCGUCGUUCGAUUGUACUCUAUGAAGACGAAUUGUCGCGUCACCUCAUACGCCAAUACCCGGGACACGAGGCGCUGUGGUCGUACUACAGAUUCGUGUUCGACACGAUGAUUUGUGCGUUUCCACGCGAUGGCGACGUUUUUGCGAGCAUUAAAUCGUUUAUCCACGAACAGUGCGACGUCGACGAGAUCGUUAGAGUAGAUCCAGCUCGGGCGGAACGCGACGCGCCGACGCAACGUCGCCUCGCACUCGCAUUCGAGAUUUGGAUGAACGUCAGAGUAGCGCGCGAGCGUGGUGAAAGUGUGGUCAUCAAGCACACACGGGCGACGAAUGGAAGCACGGUGGAGGUGGAAUCAAAAGCGCGCGUUUAG
Molecule: messenger RNA, 1173 nt
Organism: Ostreococcus lucimarinus CCE9901
Lineage: Eukaryota; Viridiplantae; Chlorophyta; Mamiellophyceae; Mamiellales; Bathycoccaceae
Exons: 1
Coding region: 1-1173 (390 amino acids)
Biological process (GO): protein prenylation
Cellular component (GO): cytoplasm
Molecular function (GO): protein prenyltransferase activity
Source: RefSeq, a predicted model, not a curated record